GGAAGAUCUAUUACUGUGUCUACGAUCUUUCGAGCUAACUGCACGUGUUUGUCCCCUCCGGAGUUUGCAUACAUUAUAUAAUUCUGCAUACCGCCCCAGACAUCAUCCACGCCCUUUCUUUGUUGCAUAGCAUGGAUGCCACCGAAAAACAGCAGCUGGCGAGGCACUUGUACGUCAUCCUUGUGGCAAACAGUAUUAUGGUGUACGACCAUAUGGCAACCCUCACAGACGAAAUCAACUUCAUUUGGCGUCGUCCGAAAACCCUGUCUGCAAUGUCAUUUCUUAUCAGCCGCUAUCUCGCGCUGAUCAGCUGUCCGAAAUACGCGAUUGCCAGACAGCUGUUUGUUUUUCUGCAACAAUUCGUCAUUUGCGUCAUAUUAAUCAUCCGCACUUAUGCUCUCUACAAUCGUAGCAAACGCUUGAUUAUUUGGGUUACAUUCAUCCUCAUUGUUCUUGCGGGAGGCGUAUCUGCGGCAACCUUUGGACAGUAUGCAGGGACUUUGACGAUCUCGCCAGGAGUUGGCUGUUUCACAACAUCCACAGUAGAGAUAUCUGCCCGUUUGGGGCUAGCAUGGGUGGCCAUACUGGCCUUCGAAGCUCUCAUCUUUGUCCUCACAGUUUAUCGGACCUGUAAAUCUAGAGGUUUGUCGCGGUUACGUCUGGUCACCAGGAGAAAUAUUCUUGAUGUCAUGUUUCACGAUGGUGUGAUGUAUUUUGGAGCCAUGACACUCUGUAAUAUACCGAACAUUGUGAUGUACUACUAUGGACCAGCGGUUAUUAGGGGCAAUGUGGGUCUGGGUAUAUUCACUAGCUGGACGACGACUACUGCCUCUCAGUCUUUACUACUAGUAUCAGCAUACAGUCUGCGAUCGCUUAGAUUUCGCCAUUGCGAAGGUGAUGACAGGCUCCGUUUCUGUAUGCCAAGAUGUAGAUAUUCUUGUCAUGUGAACAACAAGUACAUUACACCAGUUAAUACGUAUGUGUUGGACUAAAUAGACCCGUAGCCUGAAGAGCAGCAAUGAACAUGCUAAUGUUAUAUGAUCAUGAUCAUGAACUACUGUACACCGCAAGACGCCUUCGUCAUCUGUCAGUGGCCCUCCACUGUGACUGAGCUUCCCGUAACAUCUACACUUCGGCUCCGGUUCCGACUACCAGCAUUUCUGAUUCAUUCUGACGAUAUAUAAUUUUGUCUCGUUUUGGGCCUGGAAA
This is a messenger RNA of Suillus plorans, 1209 nucleotides long. RefSeq lists its product as uncharacterized. The transcript has 14 exons. Bases 132 to 992 code for a protein of 286 amino acids. The record is from RefSeq and is a predicted model, not a curated record. Lineage: Eukaryota; Fungi; Basidiomycota; Agaricomycetes; Boletales; Suillaceae.